AUGAGGCGUCGUCAUUUAGCAUACUCUGUGUUUAAAACAACAUAUCGUUACAUUCAAACAAUGGCUGACGGUAUCGAUUUAACAACAUGUAUUAUAAAAGAUCAUUUCAUGACGAUUGUAUAUUUAGUUCGUAGCGGUUUACAAAAAUUAGUUGGCGCUCAAUUGGUCUAUGGAUAUGGUAACCAAGGUGCAAGUCAUUCAAAUUUGCCUUCUACAGAUGCGUCACAGAAAAGUAAUUUAAUUCAACGAAUGAUUAAAGAUAGUUUCGAUGAGGCCAUUAUACCAUUAGGAUCUGAUGUGGUGUUACGUGAACGUUACGUUAACUUUCAUAACAAAGUUCGAUUCGGUCGUAUGUUGGAAGAUUUAGAUACAAUAGCGGUUCAUAUUGGUUAUAAACAUAAUGAACCUCAACUAAUGACGUCAAGUGGUGGUACCGAAGCUUAUCAUCCUCUAGCUAUUGUCACAGCUGCAGUCGAUAGAAUAGAAGUCGAUGUAGCUCAUAUGGAUAUUGAUCGUGAUAUACGAUUGAGCGGUUUUGCAAGCUAUGUAGGAAAAUCAUCAAUGGAGGUUAAAUUAAAAAUCGAUCAAAAUCAUGAUGGGCAAUGGAAACAUGUAUUGCAUGCCUUAUUUGUAUUAGCUGCACGUGAUCCAAAAACAAAAAAUUCAGCUCCAAUGAAUCCUUUAAUUGCGUCUAAUGAUGAGGAGAAAAAGAUUAUCGAUCAAGGAAGAAUCAAUCGCGAUCGUCGCUUAACAGAAUCGGCAAAAUCAUUAUUUAAGAUGGCUCCAGAUCCAACUGAAAGUUCACUUGUACACGAACUUUUUUUGAAAACAAUAACACCAAACACAUCCAUCUUUCGUACAAAUCCGCUACCAGAAAAUUCUAUUUGGAUGGAAGAUACACAUCUCCAGAAUGUUCUCAUUUGUCAUCCAGAAAAUGGCUAUGACCAUUUUUUGAAUAAUUCAAAGACAAAAAGAGAUCGAGAUCUGCGUGCAAACAUAGGUUAUCGACCACGCUCAACCUUGUGCAAACAACCCAUUGGUAUAUUAGCUGUUGAUGAUAUUAUGUUUCAAAAACCAGUUGAGAUUGGCUCACUAUUAUUUUUGUCAUCAAUGGUUGUCUAUGUAACUGAUUCACGAAUUCAAACGCGUGUUCAUGCAGAAGUUGUUGAUUCUGAAACGGGGAAUCGUCAAACAACAAAUGUUUUUUAUUUUGUAUUUUCAACUACAGAUCAUAAGCAAUUACCAAGUGUUGUGCCAAAAAGUUAUGCAGAAGCCAUUAUGUACAUUGAUGGUAAACGACAUAUUGAUUAA
Didymodactylos carnosus is the source of this 1311-nucleotide messenger RNA. The record is from the annotation of a GenBank genome assembly. NCBI's taxonomy places the organism in Eukaryota, Metazoa, Rotifera, Eurotatoria, Philodinida, Philodinidae.